AUGGCCGAUGACGCCAAAAGAUAUAUAAGCUUACCUUACUCAGGAGGCUACUCUAAUGCACGUCAAGAACAGUAUAAUCAGUAUCUUAAAAAAUUACACAAAGAUUUUAUUGAUGUUUGGAAUGAGAAACCUAAAUAUAAUGCUAAGCUGGGAGAUUUUAAGCAGCAAAAAAUAUUAGGUACAGGUGCAUUUGGUGUUGUUUAUUUAACAAAACAUCUCGGUACAGGAAAAUAUUAUGCGAUGAAAAUGUUGGAAAAGGAAAAAAUAGUAAAAUUGAAGCAAAUUGAACAUAGUUACUAUGAAAAAAAAAUUCUAUGUGGUCUUAAUUUUCCUUUCUGUGUUUAUAUGAAAUAUUUUUUUAAAGACAACGUUUAUCUGUAUUAUAUUCUACCAUAUAUAGCAGGAGGAGAAAUGUUUUUACAUUUACGUAAAAUAGGAAAAUUUGAAGAAACAUCUUCGCGAUUUUAUGGCGCUCAAGUAAUCCUAGCAUUAGAAUAUUUACAUGCUUGUGAAUUAGUAUACAGAGAUUUGAAACCAGAGAAUAUACUUAUAGAGAGUUCUGGAUACAUAAAAAUAACUGAUUUUGGAUUUUGUAAAUUAAUCCGCGGCAGAACUUGGACUCUCUGCGGUACUCCUGAAUAUUUAGCACCAGAAAUUAUUUUAAGCAAAGGUUAUGGUAUGUCUGUUGACUGGUGGUCCUUAGGAAUUCUCUUAUUUGAAAUGAGCGCCGGUCACCCACCUUUUUACGCAUCUGAUCCUAUGAGAAUUUACGAAAAAAUCGUAUCAGGUAAAUACAGAUGUCCGAAUCACUUUUCACCAGAAUUAAAAGACCUGAUAUCUCGCGUUCUUCAAAUAGAUAUAACACGACGUUUGGGAAAUCUCAAAAAUGGCGUGCUAGAUUUUAAAAAUCACAACUGGUUUCGCGAAAUAGAUUGGGAUAAACUAUUGAAUAGUCGUCUGCCUCCACCAUUUGUACCUAAAAUACGGUCACCCAGUGAUACUUCAUACUUUGAAAACUAUAAUGAAGAGAAAGUAAAGGAAAACCCUAUAAAUUUAUAUGAAGAAGAAUUUGAAGAUUUC
Messenger RNA from Brenthis ino (lesser marbled fritillary), 1080 nucleotides. The record is from the annotation of a GenBank genome assembly. Lineage: Eukaryota; Metazoa; Arthropoda; Insecta; Lepidoptera; Nymphalidae.